CCCUAGCCUUAUAGAGAGACCAUCUCCCAUAUUCAUAUGCUCUCAUAUUUUAAGUGGAGUUUUGCGUAGGCCAGUAGCGAGUGCUUUGCUGUGAGACAAGGUUUCGGACUGCAAUGGCAUGUGCCAUCGGUGGAGGGAUCCGGAGUGGGUGUUGGAAGUCCUUGGGGGUAACCCAUACCAAGUGGGAGAAGUUGGAGGGUUUGGAGGAGAGUCUAUCCGGUUUGUGGUCUAGCAUCAAGUGCCCAAGCAACAAUGGACAAUCAAUGUGGAAGUCCUUAUGGAAGAAUAAUGGGGUCUGCUCAAUCCUCAGCCUAUUCAAGUACUUUAAGCAAGGCAUAAUCAUCCACUGUGAAAUCAACCUCAUCAAAGCCCUCAGAUUCCAAGGCAUCGUGCCAGAUGGUCGACUAUACCAACUUACAGACAUCAAACAAGCGCUGAAGGAGGAGAUAGGGGAGGAGGUUGGGAUCCGAUGCAGUACCAACUUGGAGGGAGAAUUCCAACUCUAUGAAGUGUAUGUCUGCAUCGACAAAUCCUUCGCCACAGGUGUGAUACCUUGCCCGACCUUGCCCUAUUUUACAUGCUCAGAUGAGAUACUCUUCCCUGCCUUCAAUGUCCAAAUGCUCAAGAAGAAUGGGACCAGGAACUCACUCGAGCUCCAAGUUGAAUGAUAGCCAUGGCACUAAGAGAACAUGUUGCUUCUUUUCUCAUUUCGAGCUUAUCCAGUGUGUUGUCCAAGAAUUUGUAGUUAGUUUUGGGCUUGAUGUGAAUAAGAUUGUGGUUUGUCUUUGCAAACAUUUCCAACAAAAGCAAACAAAACAAU
Molecule: messenger RNA, 820 nt
Organism: Amborella trichopoda
Lineage: Eukaryota; Viridiplantae; Streptophyta; Magnoliopsida; Amborellales; Amborellaceae
Source: RefSeq, a predicted model, not a curated record